Sphaerulina musiva SO2202 is the source of this 813-nucleotide messenger RNA. RefSeq names its product ABC-type amino acid transporter. The record is from RefSeq and is a predicted model, not a curated record. The transcript has 2 exons. Bases 1 to 813 code for a protein of 270 amino acids. NCBI's taxonomy places the organism in Eukaryota, Fungi, Ascomycota, Dothideomycetes, Mycosphaerellales, Mycosphaerellaceae.
AUGCAUGGCAAGAAACAAAGCAUUCUCGACACCAUCCAAGCCCGCGGUCAUCUUCGCGUCGGCACCACAGGCGACUACAAGCCCUUUAGCUACAAACUCACCAACACCACCACAGCGCUUCUUCCCCCUCUAAAUAAUACUAAUAACAACAAUGGAACCUCCACCUUCAACACUACCUACAUCGGCGCCGACAUCGACAUGGCCCAAGCCCUCUCCAACGCAUUACGCCUCCCUUCCCCACCCGUCUUCAUCCCCUCCAUCUGGUCCAAUCUGACAUCCGACAUUCUCGCCCACAAAUUCGACAUCGCCAUGGGCGGCAUCAGCAUCACUCUCGCGCGCGCAGCAACAGGAGCCUUCUUCUCGACUCCCGUCCUCCGCGUCGGCAAAACAGAUUGUAUCCGAUGCUCGGAUACCACACGAUUCCCCGAUUUAGCAUCCUUGGACGCCUCCAACGUGAAAAUCGCGACGAAUCCGGGCGGAACGAAUGAAGCGUUUGAUCGCGCGGAAUUUCAACUCGCGGAGAUUGUGUUGGUGGAGGAUAAUAAUGCGGUCUAUCAAGCUGUUGUGGAGGGUCGAGCGGAUGCUAUGGUGAGUGAUAGGAUUGAGGUGGAGUUGCAGGUGAAUUUACAUAAUGGGUCGUUGUGUAUGGUGAAUGAGGUGCCGUGGACGUUUGAGGAGGUGGGGUAUUUGUUGCCGAGGGGGGAUGCGGUGUGGAAGCAUUUUGUGGAUGUUUGGGUGAGAUAUCAGGUGGAAAGUGGGAUGUGGAAUGAGACUUUGGGGAGGUGGAUGGAGUAUCGGUGGCCGGUGGUGUGA